Messenger RNA from Medioppia subpectinata, 507 nucleotides. The record is from the annotation of a GenBank genome assembly. Lineage: Eukaryota; Metazoa; Arthropoda; Arachnida; Sarcoptiformes; Oppiidae.
GAGGGUUACGCCAGUUCCAGGCACCAAAACGACAUAGCGCUGUUUAAGUUUAAAAAUAAAAUCAACUGGCGCGCCGGUGUCGCCCCCGUAUGCCUGCCCUCGUUGGACAUGCAAAAGCUGGACCUCACCGGCCGCAAGUCGAUGCUGAUAGGCUGGGGUACCACCAGUUUUGGGGGCAAAGUGUCCAACGAUUUGCGCGAAGUGGACGUCCCGGUGGUGACCAAUAGCAAGUGCUCGGAGGCGAAUGACCAUAUUUUCUCGGGCGCCGACCGCAUCUCCGAGAAGCAAAUGUGCGCCGGUUAUGACGAGGGCGGGAAGGAUACGUGUCAGGGCGACUCCGGGGGCCCUCUACUCGUCCCCUUCAACGAUAGGUGGGUUCAAAUGGGUAUCGUUUCCUACGGUAAUGGUUGCGCUAAACCCCGGUUUCCCGGUGUCUACUCCCGGGUGUCUUAUUUUGUGCCGUGGAUUGCGUUGAAUAUUCAAAAGGAUUUUAUUCAUUUGAAUUAG